Messenger RNA from Polypterus senegalus (gray bichir), 3723 nucleotides. Its product is annotated as zinc finger homeobox protein 3-like. Gene Ontology annotation, molecular function: DNA-binding transcription factor activity, RNA polymerase II-specific; RNA polymerase II cis-regulatory region sequence-specific DNA binding. Gene Ontology annotation, biological process: regulation of neuron differentiation; brain development; regulation of transcription by RNA polymerase II. The record is from RefSeq and is a predicted model, not a curated record. NCBI's taxonomy places the organism in Eukaryota, Metazoa, Chordata, Cladistia, Polypteriformes, Polypteridae. The coding region runs from base 1 to 3723 and encodes 1240 amino acids. Gene Ontology annotation, cellular component: nucleus. The transcript is spliced from 4 exons.
AUGGAAAGCUGUGAGUCUCCCGCGGUUUCUGGGACAGACGAUGGGCUUGCCGCCGCCACCAACUCCCAGAAAGAGCAGCAUCUGCCGCAGUCCUGGAACGAGCACCCUAAAGUGCAAACCCCUCCCAGCAUCCAGCCCCCUUCACUGGAGCCCAUAUCAUUGACGGUGCCGUACCCCUCACAGCUCCAACCUUCCAGACGUUCCAGAGAGGGUGUAAGAGAACAGCAGCACCAUUCCACGCUAACCCCCGGUGAAGGCUUGGUAUCAGGGCUUUGUACAAGGCAAGAGGGGGAGGAAGAGGAGGAAGGGGAGGGGGGAAGCUGUGGAGAGGAGGAUGGCUUGGAAGAUUUGGAUGAAGAAGAGAUGGACGAUUGUUACCCAAGUUUGCAGCCCUUCCCUGGUGUAUCUGUGGUGCCAGGAAGAGGGCUACCAGCUCUCCUGCGGCGACGAGCAAGGCGGCGAGGGGCAGCAGAAAGUGGGAGUGAGGAAGGAGAGGAGGAGGAGGAGGAGGAGGAAGAGGAGAGUAGUGACGUGGAGAAUCUGGCUGGAGAAAUAGUCUACCAGUCUGAUGGCUCUGCGUACAUUGUGGAGAGCUUAAGCCAGCUGAUCCAAAGUGGUGGCGGAGCACUGCCCGGCCUGCUCCCCACAAACUCCCACCCCAGCACGGGGAAGUCGGGCGAACUUGCCGGGACCUCUUCCUCGGUCUACCCUCAGAUCAUCAACACGUUCCACAUAGCCUCGUCUUUUGGGAAGUGGUUCGGCUCCUCAGACCAAGGCUUCCCCAAUACCUCAACCCUGGCAGGCCUGAGCCCUGUCCUGCACAGUUUCCGCGUUUUCGAUGUGCGGCACAAAAGCAACAAGGAUUACCUAAACAGCGACGGGUCUGCCAAGAACUCCUGCGUAUCCAAAGAUGUUCCCAACAACGUGGAUUUCUCCAAAUUUGACGGGCUAGCCCUUUAUGGGAAAGGCAAGCCUAUCCUCAUGUGUUUUCUCUGCAAGUUGUCCUUCGGCUAUGUGCGCUCCUUUGCAACGCACGCAGUGCAUGACCACCGCAUGACUUUAAGUGAGGAUGAACGCCGACUCCUGGGGCAUAAGCAUGCCUCCGCCAUCAUCCAGGGUAUUGGCAAGGACAAGGAGCCCCUCAUUAGCUUCCUGGAACCAAAAAACAAGAGCCCUCCUCCCCCACCCACAUUGUUGCCCCUGAAUGCUGGGCAGAGUUUUUAUGGCACCUUUAGUGGUGUCCACUUAGAAGGAGGGAGUGUUGGGAGUGGUGGUGGGGAUAGUGAACCAGUUCUUAAUAAAGAUUCUGAUUCAAGCUCCCAGCAAGCCGCGUUAGGCCCUCUCUUAACACUGGGAGGGCUGGGCAGCUCCAAACCACCCUUGGUUACCUCAGCCCCAGGCCCAGCCAAAGACUCCAAUGUCCCGUCUGAUCGGGGAGGGAGAACAGAGGGGCCUGUUGCAAGGGAAGGGACACAAAGGGGGGAGGAUGGGGGUAGGGAAAGAGAGACAGGGGAGGAUAAAGGACUCUUUCCUAGCAAUGAAAUCUCAGAUGAAGAGGAAGAACUUUUAGAAGAUGAUGAUGUUGACGAUGAAGAAGAUGAGGGCACCGCGGUCGCCUGCAGCAACAGCAGUGGCGGAGAAGGGGGGGAACUGGCUGUCUCAAACCAAAGCAUUUCCAAAUCUCCUUUAUUAAUGCCUAGUAGCGCUCUCCAGCCUUCCACCUGCCCUUCUGUGGCCAGCACCGCACACAGCAACACCACCUCCGCCUCUGUCUCCUCUUCUUCCUUUCUUAUGGUGUUUGAAGAGGGGGCAGAUGGUGCUGGGAGGAACCCAGAACUCCCUCUGAGCUUUAACUGCCAGGGGCCAGCACUCCCUGCUGCGGUGGGCAGGGGGGAAGAGGAUGAAGAAAUGGCCUGCCCUCCUGCCUCCACUGCCUCAGCGCCUCUAGCUACCACCACCGCGACAGAUGAAAGUGCCAAUCGAGAUAGUGCCACAGCUCCUGAACCAAAUGAAAGCCCAGCGGAGGGUGAAGAGGACAGUGGGGCUCUCCUCCACCAUCACCACCUGCACCAUCAUCAUCAUCACCACCACCACCACUUGAUCCCGUCCUCCAGUCCCCAUAGUCAUACGCAUCCCCACCCUGGAGCACCUUGUGAGUUGUUAGGAGCUGGCGAGUGUCCGCAGAGUGGUGUAGUUGGUGGCAGUGGGGUGGAGUGCCCCAAGUGUGACACAGUGCUGGGCUCCUCGCGCUCGCUGGGUGGUCACAUGACCAUGAUGCACUCCCGCAACUCAUGUAAAACUCUCAAGUGUCCCAAGUGCAACUGGCACUACAAGUACCAGCAAACACUGGAGGCUCAUAUGAAGGAGAAACACCCAGAAUCUGGUGGUUCCUGUAUCUACUGCAGCACGGGACAGGCUCACCCACGAUUGGCCCGGGGGGAGAGUUACACCUGUGGCUACAAGCCUUUUCGUUGUGAGGUCUGCAAUUACUCAACCACCACCAAGGGUAACCUCAGCAUCCACAUGCAGUCUGACAAGCAUCUUAACAACAUGCAAAACCUGCAGAACGGCGGCUCCAUUGCUUCAGCAGGUGACCAAGUGUUUGGACAUGCCCCUGGCGGGGUGGUGGGAGUCCCCUCGGCGGCCCAGGCUGCUACCCACCACCCGGCUCACCACCACCCGACCCAAGGUUCUACCCAUGGGGGUGGGGCAUGUGGGGCCCCUUCCCCCACUAAGCCAAAAAGCAAGCCCACGUGGCGCUGUGAGGUGUGCGACUAUGAAACGAACGUGGCCCGCAACCUGCGCAUCCACAUGACUAGUGAGAAGCACAUGCACAACAUGAUGCUGCUGCAGCAGAACAUGACACAGAUGCAGCACGGCCGGUUGGGAUUAGGGGGCUUACCCUCGCCCUCAGAAGCGGAGCUUUACCAAUACUACCUGACCCAAAACAUGAGCCUGCCUCCUGGUCUCAAGAUGGACACUGCUGGGGCUGACACCCAGUUUUUGUUGGGAGGGUAUCAGCUUGACCCUAAUAUGGCAGCCCUCACACCUGCCCUUGUCGGUGGCGAAAUCCCUUUGGACAUGCGCUUGGGGGGAGGUCAGCUGGUGUCUGAGGAGCUGAUCAACCUAGGGGAGAGCCUUUCCCAAACCAUUGAUCCCUCCCUCAAGUUGUUCCAGUGCGCUGUGUGCAACUGCUUCACCACCGACAACUUGGAGCUUCUGGGCUUGCACAUGGGUGCCGAACGCAGCUUGCCAGAAGAGGAAUGGCGGGCCGUGGUAGGCGAUUCACAUCAGUGCAAGCUCUGUCAUUAUACCACCCAGCUUAAGGCCAACUUCCAGCUCCAUUGCAAGACGGACAAACAUAUACAGAAGUACCAGCUAGUGGCACACAUCAAGGAAGGGGGGAAAGGCAAUGAAUGGCGCCUCAAGUGCGUGGCCAUCGGCAAUCCAGUCCACCUGAAGUGCAAUGCGUGUGACUACUACACCAACAGCCUAGAGAAACUACAGCUACACACGGUGCAUUCUCGCCAUGAGGCCAGCCUGAAGCUAUACAAGGCUCAGAAGUGCACUAGUACCCACAAACUAACAGUCUACCAUAGUCAGCAGGUUUCAGGACUGUGUAGACCACAGUCACAGUACCCUUCUGCUCAGGGUACAUAUCUUUCAAGAGAGCUGGCAGAGUGUGCACUGAUAGAAAUGGAUAGGGACAGGUAUCUGGAGUAA